CUUUGACGAUGUUCAAUGGAACUGUCUUUUUAAAUUUGUUGUCAAUGUCGUGUAAAUGUGUUUUUUGACCCAUGUGAUAAUACAAAACACUUGAAUUAAAAUGACUGCUAUUAAGAAAAAGAAGCGCGUGUCUAAAAAGACUAAAACAGCAUGGCGAAAAUAUUCUAAUAUAAAUGAUGUGGAGGAGUUUCUUGAAGACCAAAGAUUGGAAGAGAGACUUGGUAAAUUUGAAACAAAGCCAGAUGCAGAACUUUUUGUGUUAGACACGCAAGGAGUAGAUAAGCCUGAGGAAAUAGAUGUCAAACCUGAUAUAAAGCCGUUGUCCGCUAAGCAGAGGAAACGAGAAAAGUUAUCGGAGACUCCUAAGUGUUUUGAAGUUCUUUUACCUACUUCUAAGGUACAAGAUCCGAACGCUAAACGUAAUCAUGUAAAACCCGUUGGAUCGAAACCAUCAGAUUUAUCUAAAAUAACCAAACAAAGGAAACUCGUCAAGGGAGUUCUAGCAAAGAAAGUUGAAGAUAUAAAGAAGAAUAAAAAAAUGGUUGCAGAGAGAAGAAAAAAGUUAAAAUCUAUAAGAAAGACAUACAAUAAAAAUAUUUGGGAUGACGAUGUACUCGAAGCUAAAGGUAUGCCAGAAACACUCGUAGAUGAGUUUAUAUCACCAGAAGCACAAUUACAUAACGUCCCGACAACAAAAAGGCUACGAUCAAAACCGCCGCUUCCAAAAUCGGUGGUUACAAGGAAGUCGGUGGAGGUGCCACAUCCAGGUGUCAGCUAUAAUCCUUCGUUUAAGGAACAUCAAGAACUCUUACAAGAGGUUGUCCAACACGAACAAAAGAUGAUGAAACGUGAGGCUCACUUAAACAGAGUGACGACCGGCAUGUUUAGUAAGGUCACUCCCAAGGAAAAAGAGAACCAAUGGCGUGAAGAGAUGAGCGUAGGCCUGCCCCAGCCCCAUGACCCUACAACAGACCCCGACCCCGAGCCCAGUGACAAUGAAUACAAAGCCAUCAAUCCCCCCGUGAAAAACAAGAAGAAAGACCAUAAAGCGCGUCGCAAACAGAGAGAGAGAAUAGAAGAGAGGGAGAGAUUAAAACGAGAGAAGAUUGAUAGAAAGAAGAUUACUGAUCUUUACAAGCUCCGUAAGAUUCAAUCAUCAUUGAUAAACAAAGAGAAAAGAGACGCUGAGCUCCGAACCAAACGUACAACAAAGCGGAAACAAUUAGAAGAGACCGCCCUGCCGGCACUGAAUAAGAACAGGCCACCCGCUAAGGAACCGGACUUUGUGGACCCCAAACAGCUGACCGGGGAUCUGAGGAACUUGUCUAAUACUUCUAAUCUACUAAAGGAACGUUUCGAAUCCCUACAACGGCGAGGAGCCCUCGCAGCCUCCAAGGUCAUGAUGAAGAAGAAGAGGAAACUCAAGAGUUACUUCAAGUCAGGUCACAAGGUCACGGAGAAGGACAUCGAGAGAUACGUCAACAGAGAUGUGGGCAAGAAGUGAUCAACACAUGGGGAAUAAAGUUGAUAUUUAAUGUUA
Messenger RNA from Melitaea cinxia (Glanville fritillary), 1540 nucleotides. Its product is annotated as ribosome biogenesis protein NOP53. The transcript has 8 exons. Gene Ontology annotation, biological process: ribosomal large subunit assembly; rRNA processing. The record is from RefSeq and is a predicted model, not a curated record. The coding region runs from base 101 to 1504 and encodes 467 amino acids. Gene Ontology annotation, molecular function: 5S rRNA binding. Gene Ontology annotation, cellular component: nucleolus. NCBI's taxonomy places the organism in Eukaryota, Metazoa, Arthropoda, Insecta, Lepidoptera, Nymphalidae.